AUGAACACUCUUCUAAAAAUUUUAAAACUCCCCGUUAUUGAAGUCCUUUUCUUCAAAAAAGCUAGUUCAAAUGUUGUUCAAUUCUUCAUAACCAAACUUAUCCAAUUCAUCCUGACCAAGUAUAAAGUUAUCAAAUUGAAAUAACAGCUUUCAAAUGCACAGUCUUUUGAAGAAUGGAUGAUGCUGGCUUAAUCUUUAGAUCAACUAGAGGAAAAAGAUAAAUGGAAGAAAAACCCAGUUUCUAGUCUCUAUGAUUAUUAGAGAAUCGACAUGAGAUAUAGAAAUAUGAAACAAAUGAGAGAAAAUUAGGAUAUUCGUGGUUUGGUCUAGUGCUUAAGACAAGACCUUUUGAAGAACUUGGGAGGAAUAGCCUCUCCUGAUCUGUACAACUAAUGUCAUAUCGGAACCAAAAUGCUGAUCGAAAAAUAUCAUAACGAAGUCAUAGAAUGUGGAGCAACUUUUGGCAGAUUUCAUAUUGGAGUUAUAAGGGCAUUAUAUGAUUAGGAUUUAUUGCCAAGAAUAAUAUGUGGAUCAUCAGUUGGAAGUAUUAUUGGUUCUUUUAUUUGCUCAUAGAAAUACGAAGACUUGCCUAAGAUUCUUGAAAUGGAUUAAUACCUUGAUAAUCCACUUUUGAAAUGGAAAACUGAAUCAAUUAGGGAAAUAUUUUUGAGCUUUCUCUAAGGAAAGUCUAUCUUAGAUACUUUGCAUUUAAAAAGGGUGGUAAAAGAUGUUCUAGGAGAUCUAACCUUCAAAGAAAUCCAUGAUAUCAAUAAGUGGAACCUGAAUAUAACGGUAACUGAUGCUAGUAAGACUGAUGAAUCAAGACUACUUAAUUACCUAACAUCUCCAAAUGUGAUUGUAUGGUCAGCUGUACUUGCAUCGAGUGCGAUCCCAGGCUUUUUCGAUCCUAUUGAAUUAAUGGUUAAAUCUGAAGUGACUGGUGAGAUUAGACCAUAUCAUCCAGGAGUAACACCAACAUAUUAUGUUGAUGGAUCUAUCGGUAGGGAUUUACCUAUGUAAAGAAUGAGUGAACUAUUCAAUGUCAAUACAUUUAUUGUGUCUCAAGUCAAUCCCCAUGUUGUCCCGUUUGUAGCUCAUGAUGGUGGUGGAAUUCUAGACUCUAAAAUCAGAAGGUAAUUUACUGUUACACUUAAAGCUAUGAUUGGCAAUGAAAUCAGGCAUAUUCUUGACUAGCUAUAUACAAUCGGUGCGAUGCCACCAGCUAUUUAAAGAAUGACGAAUAUUGUCUUCCAAUCUUAUAAGGGUCACGUUACUAUAGUACCAUAAACAAGGUUUAGAGAUUACAAAAAUAUUCUUAUCAAUCCUAAUAAAGAUGACUAUGAAUUAGCUAUCUAGUAGUCUUACAAUAGCACACUUCAAAAAAUCUCUUUGGUAAGAGCUGUAUAUGGAGUUGAAAGAGAAUUUGAUAGAUACUAUAUGAGACUCAAAUAAAUGCUUAAAAAUGGUACAAGCAGCUUUGUUAAUGAUAAAAAUAUGAUUGAUUAUGCAGUAAAGAGAACAUUUAACAGAGAGAAUGCUUGGGAUCCCUAGGAUCAUGAGUUUGAAUAAGUUGAAUCUGGUCACAACGAUUUGAUUUGCUAUAUCUCAAAGAAGCAUAGGAAUACAAUAGAUGUCGGUAUGAUGAUGUAGGUACUGGGUAGUCAUAAUGAUCCAAAUUAGUAUAAAGAAGAUUUGCUUUAGGAAGAUAUUUAAAUUGAUGACAAUAUCAAGAAGUAUUAUUACUAUGGAGGUAUUCAGAACAAAAAGGAUUCUAAACCUUAAAUCAAUAAGACAUUCAAGAGGAUUGAUUCAAUAGCAACCAUUAUGAGUGCUCAUAGUUAAGAAUUUUUUGGUUCAGAAGCUGAUCAAGAAGAUUAACUCAUGAUGGAAUAAGCAAAUGCCAAAGAAGUAUAAUAAUAGAUUAAUCAAGCAACAAACAGCAAUUAUGACUAAAAUGAUAGAUUACUUAAAGGUAGGAAAGUAUCAUUUGAUUUAGGUAAUAGUAUUUAAACAAAAGAAAACUUGCAAAAGAAGCUGUUUGGAAUAAGAAAAAAUGACUCUUUAUUCCUUUUAGAUAGAGAAAUUCUUCAUUGA
Stylonychia lemnae is the source of this 2094-nucleotide messenger RNA. NCBI's taxonomy places the organism in Eukaryota, Ciliophora, Spirotrichea, Sporadotrichida, Oxytrichidae. The record is from the annotation of a GenBank genome assembly.